This is a messenger RNA of Phytophthora sojae, 2733 nucleotides long. Its product is annotated as phosphatidylinositol 3 and 4-kinase-like protein. The transcript has 3 exons. The coding region runs from base 1 to 2733 and encodes 910 amino acids. Gene Ontology annotation, biological process: phosphatidylinositol-mediated signaling; phosphatidylinositol phosphate biosynthetic process. The record is from RefSeq and is a predicted model, not a curated record. Gene Ontology annotation, cellular component: cytoplasm; membrane. Gene Ontology annotation, molecular function: 1-phosphatidylinositol 4-kinase activity. Lineage: Eukaryota; Oomycota; Peronosporomycetes; Peronosporales; Peronosporaceae.
AUGAGAGCAGUCACCCGAAGCUCGUUUUCAUUCGGGUCUUCCCGAUCCUCCUCGAAAAAGCAGGAGACGGACCAAGAUGCCAGUCAAGACGCGAAUCAAACCGAUACGAAGAACGUGUUGAGCAAUUCUGGUGCGGCAGUGACCGACGUUGUGGCUGCUGCAGGCCACGAAGCGGGCGAGAGGAAGAUGGAGGGGUUCCUGGUGUUUCGCAAGCGUGGCCAGACGAUGCUUGUGUUCAAGCACAAGCCCAGCGAUUCAGCGUCGCCUGGUACCCCGAAGAAGCAGAUCACUGUGGUGGGUGUCAAGGAUGCGAUGGAGCUGGAGACGAGUGUGCGAGUGGCGCUACUUGGAAGCGGUGCGCCAGGGAGUUACGACAAUGCGCUCGUGAUCAGCUCGCACAAGUCGAAGCUCGUUGUGGCUGAGGCCGACACGCACAUCGAGAAGGGCCGCUGGCUGCACGCGCUGUCGACGAUCUACUUGACUUCAGGGGAGAACGAGAAGGCCUUCUUCCAGUCGGUGCUGUCAGCUGACGGCUUCGACGCUCACAUGGCCGUAACGUUGUUGCACAAGCACCGCACCAAUGCGAUGGCCACUGAGCUGGUUCUCGACCGUUUGGCCUCCUACGCCGAGCAGAACGUGGACGACGUCGAGUUCUACAUUCAGCAGAUCGUCCACCUGACUGUCAACACUGAAUUGGCUGCGACGGACAAGCUGGUGCACUUGCUGCUCUCGAUUUGCCGCGCCAAAGCGUACGUGGAACACCUCGGGAACUGCAUCCACUUGGCGCUGCAGAUCUUCUGGCUUCUGGAGGCGAAGAUCGCCGACAACGACCCGAAGACGUACAACUUGUGCGCCAAGCUGCUGAUGUCCAUCGAGGCCAAGGUUGUCAACCAGCAGUUCGAGCUGCCGAGUACACAGACUGCUGAUGAUGUCACUCGACGGCUCAUGGAUAUUCCCGACAUGGAGGAGAGACUGGAGCAGAUGAGUGUCGGGAUUCAAAGCAAGGAGGAAGUAUCGCGACCGGCUGAAGUCCUCGCACCACCUGAAAGCGACGCAAGCACGUUGGUGUCGCCUCCCAUGACUCCCGGCAAAGCUCGUGCACAGCAGCCUGCGUUGCUCUUGCAGUGGAUGGAGAAGGAGCGGCAGAAGCGGUACAAGUACUUCCACCAGCAGCGAGACUUUGUGAAGGCGCUCUCGGACAUCUCGGAACGGAUGCGCGCUGUCGAUCCGCCUCAGAACCGCAAGAAGCUUCUUCCGGAUGAACUGAAGGCGCUGGUUGUCCCGGACAUGGCGUACGUCCCUCUCGGUCGCGUGUCUGACCCAUUCUGCCGCAUCACCCGCGUGCUCACGGACGAAGGAACCGUCUUCUCCACGCACAGCCGCGCACCUUGCCUGCUCUGCUUCGAGGUGAUCGAAGACCAAGUGAACUCUGCCGGCCAGCGCAGACUGUCCGUGCAGCUCAAAGGACUCAUCGAGUCGCUGCCUGGAGCUUCGUCUGACUCAACACAACCAAGCCUGGAAGCUGAAGUCGCCGGUCUCAUUAAGAAAUUUGCCAUUAACGGGCAGCUCAUCUGCGUGGAGAACCCGUCAGCUCUGGACGAGGAUGAAGACGACGACGCCGAGAUUGGGAACGGUGAAGACGAAGCUGUCGGCAAUCGCCGCUCCACUGACUCGCCAGUUUUCGCCUUACACGAUAUCGACAGCGCGUUGAGUUCUCCAACGUCGACGAUCGCCUCUGACGACUCGAUGGACUCGAUGUCCGAGAUGAGCGGGGCCGGCUCGCAGCAGUUGCAACUCAUCCGUGGGUACUCCAAGACAGCUUACGAGAUGGGUCUAUCCAAGCUCCUCAGCGCCAGCGAAGUGUUCGGUGAGAGCUGGCAGGCCAAGAAGGAGCGCAUUCGUGCUGCGUCUCCUUUCGGACACUUGCCGGGGUGGAACGUCAUCUCACUGAUCUCCAAGAGCAACGACGACAUCCGACAGGAGGUUUUCGCGAUGCAACUGAUCACGACAUUCCAGCGCAUUUUCCGUGAGAGCGGACUGUCGUUGUGGUUGAGACCGUAUCGCAUCGUGUCUACGGGUCGUACCAGCGGCUUGCUCGAGACUAUCACGGACGCUCAAUCGCUGGAUGCUCUCAAGAAGAGGAGCACCUACGCCGGCCUGCGCGCACACUUCGAGAGCACGUACGGAGCUGGUACGGAGGCCUUCAAGAAGGCCCAGCGGAACUUCUUGCACAGCCUCGCAGCGUACUCGGUGGUGUGCUACUUGCUGCAGAUCAAGGACCGGCACAACGGGAACAUUCUCCUCGACACAGAAGGCCACCUCGUGCACAUUGACUUCGGCUUCAUGCUUGGCAUUGCACCUGGGCGCAACUGGAGCUUCGAGACGGCGCCGUUCAAGCUCACGAAAGAGAUGGUGGCGGUGCUUGGAGGUGUGUCGUCGCCGUUAUUUGGCGAGUUCGUGCAGUUGGUGGCGCUGGGAUUACUUGCUGCACAACGUCAGGCCGAGAAGGUCGUGGCGCUGGUCGAGAUCAUGAUGCACAACUCGACGUUCCCCUGCUUCCAAGGCCGCGACGUAUCUCGUGACCUCCAGAAACUCCGUGGCCGAUUCCUACUCCACUGCUCCACGGAGAAGACCGUCAAGGCUGUCGUCAAGAUGAUGCGCGCGAGCUACAAAAACAAGUGGACCAAGCGCUACGACCAGUUCCAGAAGAUCACGAACGGCAUCGUCCCCUAA